Molecule: messenger RNA, 4702 nt
Organism: Acanthopagrus latus (yellowfin seabream)
Lineage: Eukaryota; Metazoa; Chordata; Actinopteri; Spariformes; Sparidae
Gene: syt3
Product: synaptotagmin III
Exons: 13
Coding region: 920-2602 (560 amino acids)
Biological process (GO): calcium-ion regulated exocytosis; cellular response to calcium ion; regulation of dopamine secretion
Cellular component (GO): membrane
Molecular function (GO): calcium ion binding; phosphatidylserine binding; SNARE binding
Source: RefSeq, a predicted model, not a curated record
AACACAAGGAGGGGGGAAAAUAUAAGAGAAGAAUACAGGAAACGGGAGGGAAAGAGGGGAGGGCAGAGAUAUCAUAUUGUUCAUUUCUCCCUCUCAGUCUGCCAUCCCGGUUGCGGGGUUUAUUGCUCGGUGCGUCUUGGAGAGCAGCGAGAGAGGAGAGAGGAGGGGGUGGACAGAGCGAAAGAGGGCGGAAUGCCCCUUUACAAGCGUCGCAUCUGACUAAAACAGCGGAGGAGCCCGUGGAUCGGACAGAGAGGGACACGGUGCUUUCUGCAGCACCAAGGUGAUGUAGGAGAGCUUCCAAAGAGUCUCCUCAAAUCUGACGGUGGCUUCUAGUCCAUGCGGAUGUGUUGGAGUGAGCGCGGAAACAGACGCAUCCCACCGUUUAUUGUUGGCGCUGGAUGACUAAGAGCUCAACUGUGUUCCAAACUUACAGCGGAGACAAAAAGAAAAAAAAAACAACAUUUGUCUGCAGGCUCCAGUUUCUGGUCUUGGAAGCAUCAGGAAAAUAACGAGCUAAAGGUUAUGCACGCACUGCAGGCAUAACUCCACUUUCCUCAGCCAAAUCUGUUUGUAAGGACAAUUAUACAUGUAGAGUGUCUCCGCUCACGCUUGCAAAUUCAACAUGGCCCAGAACGUCGAGAGUCCACCUCAAUAAAGGGAAAGUGAGAGGGGUGGGUGUCGCUCAGUCACACAUGGGCACAUCAGGCUGGUCUCUGUGAUCCAGACCAAGACACCCUGCAGACCCCCUCCCGUUGUUCCUUUAUUGACGCAGCCCCCUCCGCUUCCUCUGCCUCCUCCUUGUGAAAGGUGGACGGGCCAACAAUCUACUUACCUGAGCGCCGUCCGAUAGGUGAGGGCGGUGAGGGCUGGACUGUCAUUGGCUGACUGCUGGUGAGAGUGCGAUGCGGAUUGGAGGAUGUCGGGGGACUGGGAUGAAGACCUGUGUAAGAAGGCGCUGGUGUUGGUGGAGGAGCUAUGCUUCAACUCCCCGAGAGGCUACAGCCAGAGUGAACGCUGCAAGGAGUUCAGCUACCUGCUGACAGGUCGUAACAGACAGCUGGACCAAGAGAUCUCUGUCAGUCUGCUGUCCGUCAUCGUGACAUUCUGUGGCAUCGUCCUCCUCUCCGUCUCCCUCUUUGUCUCCUGGAAGCUCUGCUGGCUGCCAUGGCGGGACAAGGAGGGCGGAGGCCUGAGCCUGACAUCGGGGUUGCUGCCAGGAAGCGCCGGCGUCGGAAGCCUCGGAGGCACCGGCGGCUCGUCGCUCCUGCCGCCACUGCUGCAGAGGAAGGAGGGCCAGUCCUCGUCCUCGCUCUACCCCUCCUUGGGCCAGCACCAUCCCCACUUCUCUGACCUGGUGGGGCUGGAGAGGGGGGAGGUCGGGGGUGUGGUUGGGGGACCACACGAGACCCAGGAGCACUCGUACCUGGAUAUGGACUCCUACCCCAACAAUGCCGGAACUCUGAAGCUGAGUCAGACGUCUCCAGAUGUCCCCAACUCAGAGGUUGGAGCCCAGCCCCAUAAAGACCUGCCCAACGCUCAUUCCCAGCAGCAGGUCACCUCACGACCCAAGCCCAUGACUCACCAGCUCUCCAGUCCUGAUUUCCACGCUGAGGAGAAGGAGCAGGUAACCUGCAUUGGGCAGAUCAAACCAGAGCUCUACAGACCCAAAGGCGACCAGGGAGAAGGUAAACAGGGCGACAACUGCGGCAAGAUCAGCUUCCUCCUGCGCUACGCCUUCAAUACGGAGCAGCUGGUGGUGAAGAUCCUGAAAGCUCUGGACCUGCCAGCGAAGGAUGCCAACGGCUUCUCUGACCCAUACGUGAAGAUCUACCUACUGCCAGACAGGAAGAAGAAAUUCCAGACCAAGGUCCACAGAAAGACCUUGAACCCAGUGUUCAAUGAGACGUUUCAGUUCGGCGUGCCGCUGAAUGAGCUACAUUCCAGGAAGCUGCAUUUCUCCGUGUACGACUUCGACCGCUUCUCCAGACACGACCUGAUCGGCCAGGUAGUGGUGGACAACCUGCUGGACUUCAGCGAGGGCAGCGGGGACAAGCCCGUCUGGAGGGACAUCGUGGAGGGCACCGCGGAGAAAGCUGAUCUCGGGGAGCUUAAUUUCUCGCUGUGUUACCUGCCCACUGCAGGCAGGCUCACUGCUACAGUCAUCAAGGCCACCAACCUCAAAGCCAUGGAUCUGACUGGCUUCUCAGACCCGUACGUGAAGGCCUCGCUGAUAUGCGACGGGCGAAGGCUAAAAAAGAGGAAGACCUCUAUUAAGAAGAACACACUGAACCCCACGUACAACGAGGCGCUGGUGUUUGACAUUCCCAAUGAAAACAUAGAAAGUGUAUCCCUCAUCAUCGCGGUGAUGGACUAUGACUGUAUUGGUCAUAACGAGGUUAUAGGGAUGUGUCGUGUGGGCAGCGAAGCUGAAGGUCCAGGGAGGGAGCACUGGGUAGCCAUGCUGGCCAAUCCGCGCAAGCCAAUAGAGCACUGGCAUCAGCUUGUGGAGGAAAAAGCAAUUGGCACGUUUGUGUCGAAGACUGCUACAGCAUCUUCCCCUAAGCCGCACAUCGUGGUGGACAGUCCUCACUCCGACUAAUACUGUCAUUAUCAUCUCUCCAGCUCCAGACUUUCCUUUUCUCUCCUCUCAUCUGUGAAUAAUUCUCUCCAUCAAAGAAAGAGAGACGGCGGAGACGCUGCUAGUGUCCGACUGCUAGUGCUGUUUUGCUCCUGCUAAUGAAUCCUCCAAGUCCUGUGCUUUCUCUACUGAGCCGGGGGGCGGUGGGGUGGGGGGCAACAAAAAAAAAAAAAACAAAAACAAAAAAACAAACACAAAAAAAACAACAUCCAUCACGAGCUACACUUUGAGCAUCAGACCACACAUUUUACAAACACACGACAGACACUAAGCGGACCAGUAGGACUGAUAAUCGGGUGUAAAUUUGGGAUCUAGCGAGGGGAACGCACACACAUAGCUCACACACACAUACACGAAUACACACAGAGUUUGUAGUAUGUGCGUAGUUCAUGUGUGCUUCAGAUUAGUGUAGUGUUUCAUCUAGGAAGGGAGUGUGACGUGACAAACUUUUCUCUCUCUCCAAAUCCCAAAAAAAAAAAAGAAAAAGAAAAAAAAAGAACAAAAAAUGAAUAAAUAAAAGGAAGCCAUCCUAGAAUGGUCACUCCAACCAGGACCAAAGGUUCAUGCCCUUGUACAGACUCUAAAAGAAGAAAAUCACUAUGUCGAUAUUUUUUCUUUGCAACAUUGGUGUACAGUAUUACGCCGUACUGUAUGGGGAAAACAUCUCUCGUUGUACUUUAGCAGGACAAAACAUGCCGAGGUGGAUACUCCCGGGCCAUUUUGGAGGCCUCCUCGCGGCACCGUACCCUCCUGUCUCAGACUUUACUCGCUUAUUUUCCCCAGUGGAAAGACGACAAAGCGGCUCAGUGGUCUUUAUUGAUGUCAGAGGAGCGAAAAAUGAGGACUUGACUCAUUGGUUUAAGCAUGUUAAGCAACUUUGAAAAUGUGUCCCUGUCCCUCAUGCUUUUUUCGUCACAGCCCUCAUGGUGCUCAUCGUUAUCAAGUUUUUUAUUAUUAUUAUUAUUUUUAUUGUUUCACUUCGUUUGUGUGAUACAACAUACAUGUAAUCAUCGGAAAAAGGAGUUUAUCACGCCAGUUAUUUUUGACACUCCGCCGAGGAUGCGAUGGUGCGAGCUUCUGAGAGAUGUGGACUAGUCGAUCGGCCAGUUCAUCGGCUGAACACGGGACUACACGGGUUCAAGGGAACCCGAGUUUAGGAUCGGACCAGCAUCUGUCUGGAUUGCACUCACCGGAGGAUGUAUUCCACAGGGAAGGAUAUCACCACUCCACUUUAUUUUUCUACCAUUCCAGGACUUUUUUUGUGUGUUUUUCUUUCCUUUUUUCUCAAGAAGACGUCCAGCUUCGACUGAGAAACAAACUAUUAUCUUCCACGUCAUCAUCCCUGACAAGACUCUAAGAAGGACACACACGUCCGUGUUGCUUUUAUUAGUGUGUGUUUCCGUGUUUGUGGGCGUGUUUGUUUUGUAUUCGUGCGCGUCCGUGUGUGUGCGUAUGCCUGUGUGUGUCACUGUGACCUUGUGUGUGUGUGUGUGUGUGUGACACGUUCCUGUGCUCACCGCCUCCCCCUCGUCCUUUUUUUCUGUCUUCGCCUCUCCUCACUUCCCCACUCCCCACCCCAAAAAAAAUCCUGGCAUCCAAACCGACUGAAACGCUCGUCUCGGAGCCGAAUGUGUCUUCUGUCCCCUUGUCUUUAAGAGGAGCCAUUUCUUGUGCGUGUGUGCGUUUGUGUGUGUGUGUGGGGAUGUGUGUGCGUACUUAUACGUGCCUCAUUGCACUAGGUGGGGAAACACUGUCUCUCAUAGACAUUAGUUCGUAUUGUCUAUGUCGUCUCUGAAAUCAGCUGCCAGUCAUUCGACCCCUCCCCCCUCCUCUCUAACCCCUUUGCCUGAUGUAAGUAACUGUGUUGAUCGUGUACCUCUUUCAGUAAAUUUGUGUACUGUAUGUCCGAGGGAAAAAAAACAAAAAAAAAAACAAAACAAAAAAAAAAAGACAGAAGGCACAGUGGUUUGAAAAAUUUAAAUCGUUGGGUGUGUUUUGAUUCAAUUUUACGAGAGGGAGAAAAAAAAAUGGAAGGAAAAGAAGAAAAAGAUGAAAAAAAAA